Molecule: messenger RNA, 1604 nt
Organism: Papaver somniferum (opium poppy)
Lineage: Eukaryota; Viridiplantae; Streptophyta; Magnoliopsida; Ranunculales; Papaveraceae
Product: probable plastid-lipid-associated protein 12, chloroplastic
Exons: 11
Coding region: 86-1321 (411 amino acids)
Source: RefSeq, a predicted model, not a curated record
UUUUGAUGUGGCCAUAGAAGCUCAGCUGUGUUGAUGUAGGAACUUUUUAUUUUUUCCUGUUUAAUCUUCAGCUGAGGUUCCCGCCAUGGCUGUUGGAGUUGCAAAGUUAGGAUUUCUCUCCAACACUUGCCAUCAUCCUGCAUUAUCACCACACAGAAACAAUAACCAUUUCAGCUAUUCAAAUGUCAUAAAUACAUCAUCCCCGGGAAGAAUAAGAAGAAGGUUGUACUUAUCUAGCCAAAUUUCAGGGUCGCUCAUCAAAGAAGAAGAGGAACAACAACAAGUCUUAUUUACAGAACCAGAGACUCAACUUAUUGAAGCCCUAAUUGGUAUUCAAGGAAGAGGUCGUGAUGCCUCUUCACAACAACUCAAGGAAGUUGAGCGCGCCGUGCAAUCUCUUGAAGGUCAAGAGGGUGCGCCAGAUCCUACGGAUUCCAAUUUGAUUGAAGGCCGCUGGCAAUUAGUUUUUACCACAAGGCCAGGGACAGCAUCUCCAAUACAGAGGACAUUUGUCGGUGUUGAUGGAUUUAGUGUCUUUCAAGAGGUAUACCUCAAAACAGAUGAUCCAAGGGUCUCGAAUAUUGUCAAAUUCUCUGAAGCAAUUGGUGAGCUAAAAGGAGAGGCAGCAGCGUCAGUGAAAGAUGGAACACGCAUUCUAUUUCGGUUUGAUAGAGCAGCUUUCUCUUUCAGCUUUCUGCCAUUUAAGGUUCCAUAUCCAGUUCCAUUUAAGCUUCUAGGGGAGGAAGCAAAAGGUUGGUUGGACACUACAUAUCUGUCCCAGUCUGGAAACAUCCGCAUUUCACGAGGAAACAAGGGCACCACAUUUGUGCUUCAAAAGGAAACUGCACCAAGGCAAAAACUACUUGCCACCAUUUCUACCGGAGUGGGCGUAAAAGAGGCAGUCGAAAAAUUUGUCGCCUUAAAUCAAAGAGUAGCCAGUACAGAACCAGAGCUUCAAGCGGGAAUUUGGCAAUUAAUAUGGAGUUCACAGCAAGAAACUGACAGUUGGAUAGAGAAUGCUGCUAAUGGACUUAUGGGCAAACAGAUUGUGAAGGAAAGUGGACAACUGAGGUUUGUGGUUGACAUUUUGCUUGGGAUGAGGUUCUCCAUGGAUGGAAACUUUGUUAAAUCCGGCAAUAGUACAUACGAUGUCACGAUGGAUGAUGCAGCCAUCGUAGCUGGAUCAUUCGGACUUCCUAUGGAGAUGAUAACCAAGUUCGAACUUGAAUUGUUGUACGUCGACAACAAGAUCCAGAUAACACGAGGUUACAACAAUAUACUAUUUGUCCAUUUACGAGUUGACGAUGCUGAAAAAAAAUAAUUAUAAUGACAAACGUAGGCACCCUCAGUGGAAAAUAGUUAUCUGAUGUAUCAAUGUAAAUUUCUUCUGGGAUGUGAUCUGAAACAAACGUUGUUGUAUGGAAAGACUUUCUUUGUAUUUCUUGGAGAGCUUCUCCCCCAGGCCCCAACUUCAUUGUAUUUUAUGUUAUUUACUGUUCUUCAAUUGUAUGAAUAACAUUUAUCUGAAUAUCGUGUCAGUCAAAUUUUAUUUUAUUUUUGAAGUAAGAGGAUAAAUAAAAUAUGCCUAAAUUGCCAUUGCAUAA